This is a messenger RNA of Nilaparvata lugens (brown planthopper), 2286 nucleotides long. Its product is annotated as dnaJ homolog subfamily B member 13-like. The coding region runs from base 442 to 1473 and encodes 343 amino acids. Lineage: Eukaryota; Metazoa; Arthropoda; Insecta; Hemiptera; Delphacidae. The transcript has 4 exons. The record is from RefSeq and is a predicted model, not a curated record. Gene Ontology annotation, molecular function: protein-folding chaperone binding. Gene Ontology annotation, cellular component: cytosol.
CUGGCGACAUAAUUUAAAUUUUGUUAUAUUGAGACUAUUUAUAUCUCAUUCGCAAUAAUUGAGGGUGCUUACCCCCUCCCUCUAUCAAAUUUGGGGAAGGGUGUUAUCACCUUUUACAACGUCACUCCCUCCCUCCCAGCGAUUUGAGUAGACUCGGACUCAUCUGGCGACUCCUCUAGUCUUUGGUUUUACUACGGUAAAGUGUGCGGUAGUGACUUGUUGGCUAUAAAUUCUAAAAUCGGAACUGUGAUAUUAUAUUAAGUGUUAGUGCUGAUGGACAUAAACAAUACUCUAACGGCUGAGGUAAUAUCCGUGCACAUACUCGUAGAAUCGGUUAGUGCAUAAGUCUUGAAGUUGUGCUCUUCUUCAUUCUAUUGAACAAAAGUGGGAAAAUCAAUUGGUUAGAUUUUCGUAAUCACCAGAUCUAUCACAGGACUAAGUAUGGGAAUAGAUUACUACGGAGUACUGGGACUCACACGCAACUGUGAUGACCUGCAAAUCAAAAAAGCUUACCGAAAACGGGCAAUAGAAACAAAUCCUGAGAGAAACGCUGGAGGAGCUCUCAAAGAGCUGUUUGUUUUGAUUGGUGAGGCCUACGAUGUGCUGAGUCAGCCCAAAUGGAGAGCGGUCUACGAUCAGUACGGCGAAGAGGGAAUGAAAAAAGGAGUGCCGAGUCCUCAGGGAUGGAUACCUCCCUACGCUUAUCACGGAGACCCAGUCAGAACCUAUCAGGAAUUUUUUGGAACAUCUUCACCCUAUGCAGAUAUCCUACAGUUGGAACUACCCACAAUGGAUGAAUGGAGAGGAAGAGCUCUAAAGAAAAAAGGUCCUCCACUAGUUCAACCCCUCCAACUCACCUUGAAAGAACUUUACUUGGGUGCCAUCAAAAAAAUGAAAAUCAAACGCCGGGUUUUUGCCGACAAUUUGGAAGAGACCACCAUUGUGAAGUACGAAGUCCUGACCAUUCCAAUCAGGCCUGGUCUGCCACCAGGUACGGAGAUAGUGUUUCCGGAAAAAGGCGACUGUGGUCAUUCUACUAUCCCAGGAGAUAUUAUUUUUGUAACCGAGGAUCUACCACACAGCAAUUUUCGGCGUGAAGGCAUCAAUCUUCUGACAACAGUCGACAUAGAUUUACAGGAGGCAUUGACUGGCAAAACAAUUGACUUGGAAACUCUCGAUCAACGACAGAUUCGAGUGCCUAUAACACAAGUUGUCUACCAAGAUUAUGUGAAGGUGGUGCAUUCGGAAGGCAUGCCUUACGUGGAUGAUCCAGACCGCUAUGGUGAUUUGCUAAUCGACUUUCGGAUUAAAUUUCCUGUUUAUCUGCCAGAGGAGAGUAAACGAUUCAUCAAGAGAGCCAUGGCAAUGCCUGGAACUGAUGGCCAACAGCUAGCUGAUCUUGUUCUCCAAUACAUUGGCCCUAAGGAGGGAUCAACAAGAUGCCCACCAAACAGCUUAUGGGAUAGGAUAUGAAUGUUCAUCAAUUUAAAUUUCUCCAUGCGUUCAGAUUAAGGCUUCUCUGAUGCAUUCAAUUUAUCGGAUUUAAUAUUUGGUCUGUCUACAAUCCACAAAUGUUUUGAUCGAACUGGUCAUUAUUUCCAAUGAUUUAUAAAUUAUCACAGUAAUGUGAAGAUAAUAGAUAAUUGUCAAUUUGAGCAACAUUUAUGAAAUACAAAGUAUUUUCAAAUUGGACUAUAUAUUAAUUAACAAUAGCCUAUGCUAUUCGCUCACUUAUAAAAAUUAUAAAACAAAAUAUAACAGACAAUGAAUCAUUUUUUUGUAGAUUCAUAUGACAUAUUAUGAUCCAAAUAAUAUAGUUUUUAUUCCAUCUAUUGUAAUAAUUAUGUGUGUCUACUAAUAAUGAAUUUACAAAUACAAUCUAUCACUCAAUAUUAGUUUGAAAUUUGAAUUAUUCAGUCAGUUACAUAACAAUGCUGAAACAUAAACGAUAUGAUAUCCUAGCAGUUGCUGAACGUUGUAGUACAUUGUAUGAUACUGUUUUUAUCUUGACAAUUUGUUAUGAAGAUACCUUGAAAUACAAUAUAAUUUUAGAGUUGUGUUUGGCUGUUUAGGGUCUCAAGUACAAUUUUUUUCCCUGAGGGAAACAUUCUUCUUCGGAUGGCAUAGCCAUAUAGAAAUUAAUAGACUAUAGAUUUCUCAAGUCACGUGAUGAUAAUGAUAUUUCUUCUUCACUCACAUCAAUCAAUUUCAUCAAUUUAUUAUAAUAAGUAACGUAUCUUCAACUUUGAAUAAUAUUAUUAUUAUUGUAUAAUAUUUUCCUUCAAA